AUGAGCUUCCCGCAGCUCUGCAAAGCAGUUGUGUACCCCCUGUGCUGCGAAUCGGCUGUUGGAGGUGGCAAUGGGAAGGUCAAGUGCCCGUUUGUAGACUCAACGAAGGAAAACGUCCAGCUGGUGCUCGUGGUGACGACGCAGGCGAAGGAGCGGCAACAGCAGCAGCAUGAUCGCCGCUGCCGCAGAGAGGCUGCUGCCGGUUUCUUUUUUGCGCUAAGUUCUUUCGGCUCUGCCGCACUACAAAUAGACGACGAAAGGGUGGGCACCCGGGAGGCGGACCCAUCUCGGGGUGCCACCCGCGGCGCAAACACCACCCAGGGAACAGAACCCGAGGUGGGUCGGUUUUCGAGUCUCUCGUCUGAGGGCGUUCCCGCGAGGGGUGGGCGGAGGGCGCGGCCUGCGGGGGCCCCUGUCGACACCUCGGCGAGCAGGCGCCAGACAAUGGAACUUGUCGACACGGGACGGUCAUCCCACAACACGUUCAGCAUCGCCGCCCUCAUGGCGAAUGAGCCUCCGGUCGCACAGGCUUACCUCCAGCCCGGAUCGUCGCCGGUCGGCGGAGGAGACGCACCGUCGGCCGGAAGAACUGCGUACCAGGCCGGGGACUGCUGCCUGGCUACCGACUGGGCUAGCACUCCCAGCUACGUCGCCAGCACGCCGGUGAAAGACAUGGAAGCCUGCCUGCUGACGAGCACCAAGGACCGACCAAGCCUGGCUGAGGCGUACCGGAGCUCGACCGAGUUCCCGGACAGUUGCAAGGGCUCCUCCGGCGACGGCCGCGUCGGUUCGCCCUGCUUGGAAGGAGCUUCGUCAGGCGGCGGCCGCUGCACCUCGGCGGAUGACGGCGGGUCUUCCUCGCCCGCGCUGUCGCAGUCCGGCUGCCCAGAGGACGAGCGCAAACCGCUCCAUCCGAAACUGGUCGGCGUGAGUGCCUCGCUCGAGAUGAAGGCGCUGUGGGACGAGUUCAACGCGUUGGGAACCGAGAUGAUCGUCACCAAGGCCGGAAGGCGCAUGUUCCCCACGCUGCAAGUGAAGCUGUACGGGCUGGACCCGCACGCCGACUACAUGCUCAUGAUGGACUUUGUGCCAGUGGACAACAAGCGCUACCGGUACGCCUUCCACAGCUCCAGCUGGAUGGUGGCCGGCAAGGCGGACCCCAACAUGCCCCCGCGAAUUCAUGUGCACCCGGAGUCUCCGUGCAAGGGCGCCCAGUGGACCAAGCAGGUGGUCUCCUUCGACAAGCUCAAGCUCACAAACAACCAGCUGGACGACAACGGACACAUCAUCCUCAACUCGAUGCACCGGUACCAGCCCCGUUGUCACGUGGUGUACGUCAACCGCAAAGGGGAGGACAUUUCCAAGACGGAGAACUUCCGCACCUUCGUCUUCCCUGAGACCAAGUUCACCGCCGUCACCGCCUACCAGAACCACAGGAUAACUCAGCUGAAGAUUGCCAGCAAUCCUUUCGCCAAAGGUUUCAGGGACUGCGACGCAGAAGACUGGAGCGUCCCCCCUGGCGUGGCUGAGAUGCUUGGCCACCACCACCUACCUCCUCCGGUCAAGAUGCCCAAGGUGCACCCGCGCCCUUCGUCCAUCCAGCAACUGCUGCACGGCGUCGGCCACACGGCGGCAGCCUACACCAAGACCGAGAAAGACGAAGACAUGGAUCAGCUUACGAAUGGCGUGCUGUUCUCUCGCGUGCUGGGUGCCACAGGCGGCAGUGGCCCAGUGUCGUCGUCGUCGACUGGUCCCGCGAGCUGCGCCGUGGGCCAGGCGUACCCGGCCGAUCUGUGUGGUUACUCUCAGGCCUACGACAACUACGUGUACCAAAUGAAGAUGGAGUCGCGCACUUCGCCCUACGGUCGACCCGCGGCCGCUCCUCCUCCGACAGCCGCAGCCGUAGCCGCGGCCUCCUAUCCCGGCUAUCACCACCACCCAGGAACCCCGGCUGGGACCCAGGCGUACGGCGCCCUCUAUCCGCCGCGAGCGAAGCAGGCGACGGGAUACGACUAUACGACGCGGUGACGCGCGAGCCUCCGCGGC
Messenger RNA from Rhipicephalus microplus (southern cattle tick), 2046 nucleotides. RefSeq names its product T-box transcription factor 1. Gene Ontology annotation, molecular function: DNA-binding transcription factor activity, RNA polymerase II-specific; RNA polymerase II cis-regulatory region sequence-specific DNA binding. NCBI's taxonomy places the organism in Eukaryota, Metazoa, Arthropoda, Arachnida, Ixodida, Ixodidae. The record is from RefSeq and is a predicted model, not a curated record. Gene Ontology annotation, cellular component: chromatin; nucleus. Gene Ontology annotation, biological process: positive regulation of DNA-templated transcription; cell fate specification; regulation of transcription by RNA polymerase II.